AUGUUGGACCUGUUGAGGCUAUUUUAAUGGGUAAAUAGAAAUAUGCAUCAGCUAUCAAAUCAGUCCGUGACAGUCCAUAGACCUUUUAACAGUUGUAUAACAGCAUUUUGUCAGAAAACACGGUCACGACAUAUACAUACACGCACAUAGCUUAGAACCAUACGUAAUAAUAUCAAAUAGUAUAACAACUCAUAUUUAAUAUCUUCACAUCUUGUCCUCCAAUGGGGAUGGAGAUAGCGUAUACUAACGUGUCAUUUCCCUCCAUUACACCUCACUUCCCGUCUUCUUCUCAUCCACUAACAAUCAACAACAACAUUGUCAUGUCGAAAGAUCAUCACCGUUGGAUGGAUCAGAUCGCGUAUUUCUCUUUAAACGUUAACAGCGAUCAGCAUAAAGGUCACUACUACCACGCAAGUCAUGGAGAAGAAGAGAUGAAAAACCCUAAUCGAUGUAACUGCAGUACCAGCAGCAAGAAAGAGAUGAGAGACUGUGGAAGCUGUAGACACUCGUUAAAAGCGUCGGUGUCGAGGGGACACUGGAGACCGGCUGAAGAUGCUAAGCUUAAAGAACUAGUCGCUGUCUACGGUCCACAAAACUGGAACCUCAUCGCUGAAAAGCUCCAAGGAAGAUCCGGGAAGAGUUGUAGGCUACGAUGGUUUAACCAACUAGACCCGAGGAUAAACAGGAGAGCCUUCACUGAGGAAGAAGAGGAGAGGCUAAUGCAAGCUCAUAGCCUUUACGGUAACAAAUGGGCGAUGAUAGCAAGGCUUUUCCCUGGAAGGACUGAUAAUUCUGUGAAGAACCAUUGGCAUGUUGUAAUGGCUCGCAAGUUUAGAGAACAGUCUUCUGUUUACCCUAGGAGGAAGACGAUGAUUACUCAUAAGCCACUCGCUAACCCUAAUCCUCACUCUUGCAAUGAUUUUGAACCUACUAGGUCAGAUUUGAUCCACCUUGUUAGUAAUGACCAGAGCCACCUUAUGUUACCAAUUCCUUGCUUCUCAGGUUAUGAUCAUGGAAUGCUUGAAAACCAAAUGAUGAUCGAUGACUACUCUUCAAGGACGCGAGAGGUCGCCACAACAUUCGGUGAUUCAAACCAAACCGGAAAGUGUGAGAUGCUUGAUGAAAGCAUGAAUGAGAAGAAGAAACCACACUUUUUCGAUUUUCUUGGGUUGGGGACAGUGUGACAAUCACCAUGAACAAGAGAAAGAGAGAGAGAGAGAGAGCUUAGGUUAGUUAACAAAAAGUAGGAGAUGAUUCCGAGUCUAUUCAAUGUAGUUUUGUUGCGUUAAUUGUUGUUAGUUCCAUGCAACAUUCUUAAACUCGUGUUAGUUACGUACGUAUCACUCUUUGGUUAAUUAAUUAAUGCUUUAAUGUACAUGCCAUAUUGUCUCACUUUCAAAAGCAAUGUUUGAUUUGAAGUAUAAAGAUGUACCACUUUAUAGUUCUAACCAACACUUUAACUUAUACGAAAGUGCCACAUUCCAUUAUUAAUGUGGAGUAAGAGAAACAACAUGCUUCAUAUAUGAAGGAGGAAGAUGACAUAUGUUGAAGAUGGGACGAUGAUGUGGAAUUAAGAAGCGACAAAAAAAGAGAGUAACAGAGAGAUCGGAGAUAGAGAAGUCAAACUAAAGAGAAUAUUGUACGUUUGUAGUUUCUUGGAGUAUGCAGAAAUUAACAAUACCAUGCGAUAUUGAUGAGAUCGCAACUUGCAAGAUUCAGGCUCAGAUUCUGCAACAAAAUGUCCGAACAUCUACUCUUAAUUAUUCUCACACCCAUUGCAUUUUUUUUGUUCCCUCCAAGAAGUUUUCUCCUUUUAUUGCUUCUUACUUAUGCGUCUCAUCAACCUCAUGUCACCCACAUGUCCCCUUCUUCUCCUCUUUUAUUAUAACUCCGGUACUAAUCAUUUACUUUAUUUUUAUACUAUAUAUUAAGUUGUAAAAGUCAUUGUACUUUUGCUGAGCUAAUUCAUUUCUGUGGUCAAAAAGAAAGAGAUGCUUUCUUCACUUGCAAUAGAAAUCUGACUGUUAGCUUGCAUAAAGGUGGAACACAUGAAUGGUUAUGCAAUUUCAAUAUUCUCACCAGUUACAUUUUCUUUACUGAAACAAAUAAUAGUCAUGGUGCAGCCUUUAAUUGAAAGCUAAAGUUGCCAAAACAAAUGUUUUGUGUCUUAAUCAGAAGAUCAAAUCAGAAAAUCUUUUAGAUUAAUGGAUUUUUUGGGUUGAAUAAGUUAGACCGUCGAUCAUUUAAAUACUUCUCAAAAUAUAUACUAAGGUUAACAACCACGCCAUACGCGGUAUGAACAUUUUAUAUACUAUUUUUAUAUAUUAUAUGUUUUUUACAUAUUUAUGAAAUAAUAAACAUAUAUUGAAUAAUUUAAAAGUCAGUAAUUAUUACAUAUAUAAUUAAAUUGGUAUGAAUACAUAAAUAAAUUUAAUUAAUCCAAACAAUCUUUUUUCUAUUUUAUAUGGUAUAUAAUUAAAUAUAAAUGACAUUAACAUAUAUAUAUAUAUAUUGUAUUUUUAAUAUUUAUAUAUACUAAGUGAUGCUUUCUACUCAUAAAGGUUCUUGAUCAUUUGUAUAUUUUUAUAAC
Molecule: messenger RNA, 2590 nt
Organism: Brassica rapa (field mustard)
Lineage: Eukaryota; Viridiplantae; Streptophyta; Magnoliopsida; Brassicales; Brassicaceae
Product: transcription factor MYB105
Biological process (GO): regulation of DNA-templated transcription
Cellular component (GO): nucleus
Molecular function (GO): RNA polymerase II cis-regulatory region sequence-specific DNA binding; DNA-binding transcription factor activity, RNA polymerase II-specific
Source: RefSeq, a predicted model, not a curated record